Messenger RNA from Vitrella brassicaformis, 1155 nucleotides. NCBI's taxonomy places the organism in Eukaryota, Vitrellaceae. The record is from the annotation of a GenBank genome assembly.
GCAGACGGGCAUGCAGCCACCAAGCACACACACAGUGUAUGUCACACUCAGCGGCGGCUUAUUCCGCGCACACACUGAUCCCUAAUCAACGAUUGAGCUGCUGACCAUGAGCACCUACGACGACGCGCUAUCCGACGCGCACUCACUGUGGUUCCUAUGGGGGUGGUGCAGAAGCAGAUGGAAGACCAGCUGAGGGCGGACGCAGCACUUCUAGAGGAGAUCAGACGGCAAAGGGACGACUACAAGGCUGACAGAGAUGAAUACAAGAGGGAGAGGGAUGACUGGAAGCGACGCUAUGAGGAGGUACACAGGGACGCUGUCUCCCGCAUACGUAGGCACUUGCGGAACUGUGUGUAUCUCUAUGAAUGUGCGUGUAGGCCGAGGCGAGGGUUCGCGGCGCGAGUCGAGAGACAAGGCGAGUGCCAGCUUGACCAACGCAUCACUCUGGGUCGGCGACCUCGCGGAGAACGUGAGCGAGCCGCACCUAUACGAUGUCUUCAACGCCGUCGGGGCGGUGGCGUCCAUCCGCAUGAGUCGCGACUAGGUCACGCAACGCUCUCUCGGCUACGCUGACCCUGCUGACGGUGAGUGGGUCGGGUGGGUGGGUGGGUGGGUGUACAGCUGAGCGUGCGUUGGAGAGCCUCAACUUCAGCCUGAUCUGCUGCGGAAGGGUGGUCUGCUCCGCCAGCAGCACCAUCCACCCCAUCCGCACCCCCAAUACGGAUCUAUUGCAUGGUACCCAUGCCAGCUGCAAUGUAUAUAUGCGGACACUCAUGUGUGAGCCUUUCUGUGUGCAGGCGUCAGGUCAGGCAGGAUCGCAGCUGGAGGAGGGCGCCGCGGGGCAGAAGUCAACAGUGAGAGCGGGGCGGACAAGGUGACCCGGUUCGCCACGGAGCUGUGGAGGGCACACAUCCCUCGUAAGCACACACACCUGAGGCUUUGUUUGGAGACAAAGGUCUGAGCUAAUGUGUGCAUGGAGGACUGUGCUGUGCCUGGACACGAUUCUUGUCCAAGUGUCGUUGGAACGGGCGAGCCUCACAGACAGACAGACAGACGGCAUGACACGCAUUCAUUCCCUCAUUGAUUCACCGCAGAGAACUUCUGUUGCCACAGAAUAUGCCACAUGAGAGGCACACGAGGGCAAGAGGGAGAGAG